Messenger RNA from Quercus lobata, 789 nucleotides. Its product is annotated as ervatamin-B-like. NCBI's taxonomy places the organism in Eukaryota, Viridiplantae, Streptophyta, Magnoliopsida, Fagales, Fagaceae. The coding region runs from base 1 to 789 and encodes 262 amino acids. Gene Ontology annotation, biological process: proteolysis. Gene Ontology annotation, molecular function: cysteine-type peptidase activity. The record is from RefSeq and is a predicted model, not a curated record. The transcript has 6 exons.
AUGUUUGGUUUUGUUGAGAUUGGUCUUACUGGGAUACUUGCAAUAUUUCUAAAUCCAAAGGAUGGGGGUAAGCCAUUUAAAAUUCUUGAUGAAGUUCCGGCACGACAGGAUUGGAGUCAUUUACUCGGUCCAGUUAGAGAUCAAAGGGGUUGUAAUUGUUGUUGGGCAAUCACUGCCACUGUGGCCAUAGAAGCUCUGUACACUCUCAGGGACAUCGAUAAUGCCAUAACUCCGCUAGCACCACAAGAGUUGAUAGACUGUUGUGUUUUGAAUCCCAAGAAUCGUGAUAAAAAAGGUUGCUACAAUUAUGCAACUAACAAAGCAUUUAAGUGGAUAAUGAAGAAUGGCAUUUCUACUGAGGAAGACUAUCCUUUUCAAGGACAAAAAGGAGACUGUAAACCAAAAACUAAGCCAGGAGUUAGUAUUACAGGUUUUGAGAAAAUUGAUGACAAUGAUCAAAUUGCUUUUCUUAAGAAGGUUUCAGAGCACCCAGUGGCUGCAGCUGUCCAUAUUUUUGAUGAAUUCCUAAAACUAAAAGGGGAAAUUUACAAAGGUCCACAGGAUCCAUUAAUUGCAAAGAUACCAAAAGGUGUCCAUGCCAUUCUCGUGGUUGGGUAUGACACUGAGAAUGGAGAGGAUUAUUGGAUGAUUAGAAAUUCAUGGGGCGAAAAUUGGGGAGUUAAUGGCUAUGGAAAAAUACUCCGAUCUGGCCGUGUCUCGAUCUUGACAGAAAAGAAUGAAGUGAAAGAAUUCCCUCUUGUUCACAGGGUAUCAUAUCCUACUAUUUGA